UCAACCCUCACGCUUUUCCCACUGCUUGGGCGCCCCAAAACCCUCGGAGAACCCUCCCCGCAUCUCCCCACUUCCCCGUCUCUUGCCCACGCUCCUCCUCCAUCGAAACCAUGGAGAUCGAGCAGUUGGAGCGGCCUGUUCGACAGCCGCUCAAAUAUCUCCAGCCACGAAGUUACGAGAUUAAGGUGUUUGAAGCCGCGAUGAGGAAGAACACGAUCGCUGUGCCGGAGACGGGGGCCGGAAAGACGUUAAUCGCCGUGAUGCUUAUGAAGGAGUUCGGGAAGCGGCUGAUCGUGGACGGUCAGAAGAUGAUGAUCAUUUUUCUGGCUUCAACGGUCAAUCUUGUGAAUCAGCAAUAUGAAGUUAUACAGGACUAUACAGAGCUGGAUGUAGUAGAAUACUGUGGAGCGCAAAGGAUUGGCGAGUGGAGCACUGAUUGCUGGGAAAAGAAUGUUAAAACUAGAGAUGUUGUGGUGAUGAUUCCCCAGAUACUAUUGGAUGCUUUAAGGCGUGCAUUUCAGACUCUAGACACAGUGCAAUUGAUUGUUUUUGAUGAGUGCCAUUGUGCUCGUGGUAAUCAUCCAUAUGCAAGAAUAAUGAAGGAAUUCUAUCAUGAUACUGGAUGCAAGCCAACCAUUUUUGGAAUGACAGCAUCUCCUGUAGGCGGCAAAGAUUACAAUGAACUCAUAAAAACAGAAGUCGGAUAUGCAAUGGGAACCAAAAAUGGAUUUAUAUCUUCAAAGUUGGACAAACUAGUUGAAAUUUCUCAAUCACUUAGAUUAGAAGAAGAGGUAUACUGUCUAAUUUUAAUGGAAAGAGUUAUAACUUCUAAAGUGAUUGAAAGAUUUAUGAGAAAGAUCAAUAUCACACCACAUUUUCCAGUGUCUUACUUAACUGGUGGAGGUUCAUCAAAAGAUUCUUUAACCCCAAAAUUGCAGAGAACCGUUAUUGAUUCUUUUCGAGCUGGGAAGGUGAAUUUCUUGCUCACUACUGAUAUAGCUGAAGAAGGAGUAGAUAUACCUAAUUGUUCCUGUGUGAUCCAUUUCGACUUACCUAAAACAGUUUGCAGUUAUGUCCAGUCUCGUGGCAGAGCACGACAAGUUAAUUCAAGUUUUAUUCUCAUGCUUGAGAGGGGAAAUGAUGUACAGAAGGAUAAAAUCUUUGAUAUUAUCGGAAGUGAAAAUUACUUGGGAAAACCUUCUUCUAGAGACAAUAAGACAUUUCUCUCUAAUGGUCAUGGUGAAGAAAUAGAUGUUUAUUGUGUCAAGACAACAGGAGCAACAGUAACUGCAGAGUCCAGCAUUAAUCUUAUUUACAAAUUCUGUGAAAAGCUUCCAAAAGACAGGUAUUUCAUUCCAAAGCCAUUCUUUGAGUUAUAUGAGAAAGAUGGUUCAUACGAGUGUUCGUUGACUUUACCGCCCAAUGCGGCAUUUCAAAAAAUAAUAGGUCCUAUGAGCUGCAGCUCUAACUCAGCAAAGCAGCUUGUGUCUCUAAAAGCCUUUAAGAAACUGCAUCAAUUAGGAGCACUCAGUAAUCAUCUACUUCCUUUUCAUGAAGACCCUCAGGGGAGCACUUUCUCUGGAGCAGGGACAACCAAAAGAAAGGAGCUUCAUGGAAUGACAAGUGUCCAUGCUUUAUGUGGAUCUUGGGCUCACAAGCCGGAUAAUGUGACAUUGAAUGCAUAUAAGGUGCAUUUUGUUUGUGACCAGGAAGGUGAAAAUUACUCAGAUUUUGUUCUGUUAGUAGGCUCAUCACUUGAUGAUGAUGUUGCAAGUGCAGAAAUAGUGCUAUCCUUGAUCCCUAACAAGGUCAUCACCUCAUAUGUUUCUCCCUGCGGGAAGGUCCACUUAAGUGCAGAACAGGUUGAAAAGUCAAAACUAUUUCAAGAAUUCUUUUUCAAUGGGAUAUUUGGUAGGAUGUUUACUGGAUCAAGAUCAUCAGGCUCUCAAAGAGAAUUCUUAUUUAGGGAAGGACAUAUGAUAUCAUGGAGCUCUAUGAACAUGUACCUGCUUUUACCUCUUGAGUCCUCAUCAAAUGAUAAUGGUUUCAGUAUAUAUUGGAAUGGGAUUCACGCAUGUGUGGCUAUAGUGGAAUACUUGCGGAAAAUAUACUCAACAGAUGAUGAGUAUCAUUCUGGAAAUUCAACCACUAGCUGUACAUCUCCAUGUGAAACAAAUGGUGAGAAUGCAGAAAUUGUUCAGUUGGCAAACAAAUCUCUUCAUAUUAAGUACCUAAAAAAUUCAGUAGUAUUUUCAAUUCAUAAUGGGAGGAUCUAUUCUGUCCUUGAUGUGAUAAAUGAUGUCACCCCAGAGGAUCCAUUUGAUGAUAGUUGUGGCAUGAAGCCCUCACAGUUUGUUUCAUUCAUUGACUAUUACCAUCAGAAGUACAAUAUUGUGCUUCACUAUCCGCAACAGCCAUUGUUAUUAUUGAAACAAAGUCAUAAUCCUCACAAUCUUCUUUUAAAAUCAAGAUCUGAAGAUGCUUCCACUGGUGACAAGGCAAUCAUGGAGAAAGAACAAAUACAUGCUCGUUUGCCCCCUGAACUUCUGGUCCACAUUGACCUAUCAACUGAUAUUUUGAAGUCAUUUUAUUUGCUACCUUCAGUAAUGCAUCGACUGGAGACAUUGAUGCUAGCCAGCCAGCUUCGCAAAGAAAUUGGUUACAAUGACCUUCUAAUACCAAGCUCACUGAUUUUGGAAGCAAUGACAACUCUAAGAUGUUGUGAGAAUUUCUCUUUGGAACGUUUGGAACUACUUGGUGACUCAGUGCUCAAGUAUGCAGUGAGUUGCCAUCUGUUUCUGAAAUAUCCAAAGAAGCAUGAAGGACAGCUAUCUGAUUGUAGGUCACAGGCAGUUUGUAACUCAACACUUCAUAAACUGGGAACAGGUCGUUCCAUACAGGGUUAUAUACGAGAUAGUGCAUUUGAUCCUCGACGUUGGCUUGCUCCUGGACAGAUUUCGAUCCGCCCUUUCCCUUGUAUUUGCGGCAUAGACACCUGCAAUGUGCCUCUUGAAGGAAAAUACAUGACCGAGGAGAUCUCUGUUGUGGUUGGAAAACCUUGUGAUAAAGGUCACCGGUGGAUGUGCUCUAAGACAAUUGCAGAUUGUGUUGAAGCUCUAGUUGGAGCAUACUAUGCUGGUGGUGGUUUACCUGCUGCACUUCAAGCAAUGAGGUGGUUGGGAGUCGACAUCAAAAUGGACAAGGUGUUAGUUGAGGAAGCCAAGAAGAGUGCAUUCCAUUGGUAUCAUCUUUCUAAAGUUAGUGAGAUUGAAUUCUUGGAGUCAAAACUCAACUAUAUGUUUACAGUCAAGGGAUUACUACUAGAAGCCAUCACACAUCCAUCACUGCAGGAGUUAGGACUUGACUACUGUUACCAGAGACUGGAAUUUCUAGGUGACUCUGUAUUGGACUUGCUUAUUACAUGGCAUCACUUCCUGAGUCAUAAAAAUAUUGACCCUGGAGUAUUAACUGAUUUGCGUUCAGCAUCAGUUAAUAAUGAAAAUUUUGCGCAAGUUGCUGUAAGGAAUAACUUUGAUAAUUAUCUUCGGCACAGUUCUGGAAUACUCUCAGAGCAGAUAAAAGACUAUGUUACUAGAAUUUCGAGUUAUCAUUGUUUCAAUGAUAUGCUGUUACCAGUUUUUCUGCCCAAGGCUCCAAAGGUUCUUGGAGAUAUUGUAGAAAGUAUAGCAGGGGCAAUACUAAUUGAUACUUAUCUCAACCUUGAUGCGGUUUGGGAUAUAUUUAAAUCACUGUUUUCUCCUAUUGUCACUCCCGAUAAUCUUGAAUUGCCUCCUAUACGUGAAUUAAGUGAACUGUGUAGUUAUUUUGGGUAUUUUAUACACACAAAAAGCAUGAAGAAUGGGGAAGAGGUUCUUUCUGAAUUAACAGUUCAGCUUAAGGAUGAUUUGUUGGUAGGAUGUGGAAGAGACAAGAACAUGAAGACUGCAAAAGCACAAGCAGCUUUAUGCUUGUUGAAACAACUAAAGACAAGAGGUAUUUCACAUGGCCAAAGUAUUUCCAAAAGGAAGCAAGACAGAUAUAUCUUCAGUGACAACUCUUUUCUUUCAACUACAUAUGUAAGGAAUACAACUUCAAAAGAUAAUGGUUAUCUAGAAAAUAAUUCCAAGUUGACAAAGGCAAAGCUAAAUAAUCCAGUGCAUCCAAUUACUCUUCCAAUGAGGAUGGACAAAGGGGGCCCCAGGACUGCUCUUUUCAAGCUUUGCAGAAUACUACAGUGGCCAAUGCCAGAAUUUGAAUCACGAGAAGAAAACUUCAGAACUCCGAUAACACUAAAUGGAGUGAAAACACCAAACUUCAACCUCUUCACAACAAAAAUAUCACUGCACAUCCCAAAUUCCAAAGUUCUUACACUUACGGGCGAGCAAAGAACAGACAAGAAAAGUGCACAAGAUUCAGCAGCACUUGUGCUGCUCCUUGAGCUCAAGAAACAAGAAGUAUGCAUCCUCGAGGAGCCAUGACCGGUGCUGGCAAGUACGUAAGAUUGUCCUUUGGUUAUUGUAUCCUGCAAAACUCAGAUCCAGAUUGUCUUAGUAUAUGCGAACUCAAUUUAAGAGAACUUUAGAGGCUUAAACAUUUCUUGGUCAGAGCCUCUGAUUGCUCGUAUUCUUGGUUUAUAGAGAUCAAAUUAUCUAUGCAAUUCUUUUGUC
Molecule: messenger RNA, 4667 nt
Organism: Musa acuminata subsp. malaccensis (wild Malaysian banana)
Lineage: Eukaryota; Viridiplantae; Streptophyta; Magnoliopsida; Zingiberales; Musaceae
Source: RefSeq, a predicted model, not a curated record